AUGGCGUGCAGCCGCCACACGCAGCCAGGCACCGCCACCUCUCCACGCAGAGGAGCGUGCAAAGACACGAGCGCCGCAGCGCCGGGCCAGCUUCCUGUGGGAGGCUCGGGCUCUGGGGGGGCUGGGGGGCCCGCGGGCUACGGGGGCCAUGGGGGUCACGGUCACGGGGGGCCCCUGGUGGAGCGAGGGGGCCUGGGCUCUGUGCUCAGGGACCUGGUCAAGCCUGGGGACGAGAACCUGAGGGAGAUGAACAAGAAGCUGCAGAACAUGUUGGAGGAACAGCUGACCAAGAACAUGCACCUACAGAAGGACCUGGAGGUCCUGUCUCAGGAGAUCGUACGCCUCAGCAAAGAGAUCAGUCCUGGGCCAGCUGCUCAGGCUUCGGGCUAGGUCUAACUCCUGCACACCUGGCCCUCUCUCCCCUGCGCCCUGGGCUGGGUGUAAACACUGGACCAUGUCACCGCCUCCCUCCUGCGUCUGAUUGUCAUCUCACGUGGCUCAACCUGUCUGUCUUCAGCUGGGCGCCUCCUCCUCUCCCCCCCUCCUCCCUCUCUCCUGGCUCCCUCUCUCCGGCUGGCAGCAUGAGGGGGCUGCGUGGAUGGAGGGAUGGAUGAGAACUCAGUAGAGGACGGGGAGAGGGACGGAGGAGGAGGAUGGAGGAGGAUAAGACGGGGUUAAUGUUUGCUACUGCUUUACUACUGAAUGUACUGUAAACACUGUCUUCUGGUUCUCUGCGACUUAUAUCUAAUUGGCCCAUCUGUGGUCUAGACCCGUCCAAUUCUGCCUCCGAUUGGCUGCUAUGCCUACGGCUCUGUUCGCCUCUGGACAGAAGGAAGCUUGGUUAGAAACCAGCCUUCCCAGGAGAAGAGGAGAGGAAGGGAGAAGAGGAAGACACAACCUCCUGCAGUAAACCAGAGAGCCUCCUCAGACAGGCUUGUGUGCAGUCUGUGGUUGGGUUUGCCUGUGCGCGUGUUAUUAUAUUUCACUUCUUGACGGCAACUUGUUUGUUCGGUUUGUAUUAAUCUUGUGUGUGUGUAUAUAUAUAUAUAUUAUGUAUAAAAAUGAAUCAGCUGUAGCUAUUUAUACGUUCCCGAAUGAUUGAAGUACAGUGAAAUGAUCGGAGGUCUACUGUAAAGAACUAAAGUUUGUCUGUCUCAUGCAGGGUUAGCUGGGUGUGUUUGGGAGGAGAGAACACAUAACCUUUCCCCUCCUCUCCUUCUCUCACUUACUUGGGAGGUCUCUGCUGGUCUCUCUCUCUCUCUCUCUCUCUCUCUCUCUCUCACAUUAGAGUAAAGCUUGCGGCCAGCCCCUGCUGAAUGCCCUGGUAGACUCCUUGUGUCUUUAAUGGGUAACGUCAUCUCCAUCUCUACAGACCAGCAGUCGUCUACGGUUCUGUUCUACUUUUCUCUCUCUCGUCUCUGUACGCUCUCCCAUUCUAUUCUCCUUUCACCAUCUCCGUCUCCCUCCAGCUCUCUUUCCUCCUCCUAUUAAGCCACUGAAUAGGAUCCAUAGCAGUAGCGUUAUGAGACCUCGGCACAUUCAGAUGGCACCUGAAGCCCUCACAGGGACAUGCUGGAACAUGCUGGCAUCUUACUUUGCCUGAUUUUAAGGACCAAUCACGUCUAUGGUUACAAAUUGAUUUACCUGUGUCUGGGAAGAGGAGAAUGAUGUUUGCGUCAACGAGUUUGCCAGAUGUUGAUUAUAUAAUUUUAACGUAAAAAACAAUAACUGUCCUUUAUUCUGAUUACGAAUGUUUGCAUUCCAUACCUCAGAUACUCUGGACCUGGGUAACACACAUCGUGAACACCAUCAAAUACUGUUCAUCUAUUUCAUCUAGUAUUUGAUCUAGGAACUUGAACCAGAGUAUCUCAUAUUCAAACUGUCUGUGUCUUUAUUGUCGCUUGCUUCUAAUCUAAACCUAAUCUGGGUCUAAGAAUCCCUCUCAGUAGAUAAUCCUCAUUGACAUGUUUCUUAAUCUGGGGAAAGGUUUAAUCUGGUCUGUGAUAGCAGCUGCAUGGCACAUAUCUACCUAGGUGAACAGGUCUUCUGUAUGUCCCAUUCCUGUCCUAUGAUCAUUUCUCAACAUAAUUUAACAUUAUUACACCGUUUAUCUUAAUUGAAUAUUAUAUGAUGAUUAAAAUACUUCUAAACCAAUGAUUUGUAGCCUUUGCACAGUGUGCUGGUGUGUGUUGGAGCUCACAUUAUGCAGAUGGCAACGUUUACCCAAAAUAUUAAAGUACCUCAUCAGCCUUAUUUAGAUUAACAUUGCUCAGAUGUGUCUAGCUUUCAUGUGCGUGUGCGUGUGCGUGUGUGUGAAUGUUCGAGUGUGUGCAUAUUUCUGUUGGUUUUAAAAGUAACACUGGCUGGCAGACUAUGUAACCACUUGGAUCACUGACAUGUAAUUUAGUCAUGUUCAUGGUAAAUAACUGUGUAAAUGCUUACACUUGCACUUUUGCUAUGGAGUCCAGGUAUUGAGCUUUACUUAACAGUAGAGCUCCCUGUUGAGUUUCUACUUUGCUUGACUGUGUUUCAACUGCCAGAAGGAAGUCUAACUGAUCAUCAGGUUUCACAGUUUUUACAAUUUACCUGCUGCUUUUCAUUCCAAGAGAUUAACUUGUCUAUCCAUUGGUCAACCUGUCUGUCUGUCAAACGUCUUGUCUGACUGUACGGUUUCCAUGACGUCAUGCAGUGUCAAUAAAGAACAGCUGGUAUGUUAAU
Messenger RNA from Hypomesus transpacificus, 2718 nucleotides. Its product is annotated as transcription factor Maf-like. The transcript has 3 exons. The coding region runs from base 1 to 390 and encodes 129 amino acids. The record is from RefSeq and is a predicted model, not a curated record. Gene Ontology annotation, cellular component: extrinsic component of postsynaptic early endosome membrane; glutamatergic synapse; postsynaptic recycling endosome. Gene Ontology annotation, biological process: regulation of neurotransmitter receptor transport, endosome to postsynaptic membrane; neurotransmitter receptor transport, endosome to postsynaptic membrane; regulation of modification of synaptic structure. NCBI's taxonomy places the organism in Eukaryota, Metazoa, Chordata, Actinopteri, Osmeriformes, Osmeridae.